GUCAAGCAGCACGAUAACGCUGAAGACUGCUGGAUCAUUCUAUACGAAAAAGUCUAUGACGUGACAAGUUUCCUCGAAGAACACCCUGGAGGCUCAGCUGCAGCCAGUGAUUGCAAGAUACGCAGGAAGAAACGCAACCAGCGCAUUCGACGAGGUUCAUGUGCCAUCAAUCAUCGCAAAAGGGCUAUCAACAGAACAAUUCAUGGGCAUGAUCGACCCCAGCACAAUACCCGUCGUCCCCGAGCCCGUAGUAUCGCGAACAGAUCUAUUGGAUGCAAGCUCAAAGCCCCCUUGGAGAGCCUGAUCGCUGUACACGACUUUGAAGAGGUAGCUCGUCGAUUCUUCACAGCCAAAGCCUUUGCUUUCUACUCAUCUGCUGCCUCAGAUCUGGUCUCACAUCACUUCAAUCUCAGCUGCCACAGGAAAUUAAUGCUCCGGCCAAGGGUGCUACGUAACGUCAAAGAAGUAUCUCUCAAGCGUCGAAUCCUGGGCUGCGAAACAAGUACACCAUUCUUUGUCAGCCCUGCAGCGAUGGCAAAGCUGGCUCAUCCAGAUGGCGAGUUAGCAAUUGCUCGAGCAUGUGCAAACCAAGGCAUCAUACAGAGUAUAUCCAGCAAUGCUUCUUAUGCACUUCCGGAGAUAGUCGCCGCAGGGAUGACAGGCCAGCCGUUCUUCUUCCAGCUAUACGUGAAUUCCGAUCGAUCGAAGACCGAAGCUCUACUGCGAACAGCAAAGACAGUCGGGGUGAAGGCACUUCUUGUGACCGUGGACGCACCCGUGCCUGGGAAACGAGAAGUCGACGAGCGUAUUGCAGCUGGAAACCUAGUGUCGGCAGUCAGCGGAGCUGUAGCCACUAACGAUAAGAAAGGUGGAGGUUUGGGCAGAGUCAUGGCAAAAUAUAUCGACCCAACGUUGGUUUGGGAAGACAUCGAUUGGCUGAGACAGACGUCCGGGCUCCCGAUCGUGCUGAAGGGCAUUCAGACAGCUUCGGAUGCACGAAAAGCUGUGCAACAUGGUGUUGAUGGCAUCCUCUUGAGUAAUCAUGGCGGUCGAUCGUUAGACACUACUCAACCAGCAAUGUUGACCUUACUCGAGCUACACAAACAAGCUCCUGAAGUGUUCGACUCGCUGGAAGUCCUGGUAGAUGGCGGGUUCACCAGAGGCACCGACAUACUCAAGGCAGUUGCUUUGGGAGCUUCAGGAAUCGGAAUCGCUAGACCGUUCUUGUAUUCUUUGGCAUACGGCCAAGAAGGGACCGAGCAUCUGAUUGAAGUUCUCAAAGAUGAACUAGAGGUUGCCUUGAAGCAGGUUGGCAUCACCGAUGUCAAUCAUGCCCAUCCAGGUUUGGUGAAUACAAGUUUGCUUGAGGGCAUGAUCCGAGGCGAGGAAGAACAUACUUGGAUUAAGUGGAUGCCAAAAGCAAGAUUGUAA
Messenger RNA from Aureobasidium vineae, 1431 nucleotides. Lineage: Eukaryota; Fungi; Ascomycota; Dothideomycetes; Dothideales; Saccotheciaceae. The record is from the annotation of a GenBank genome assembly.